This is a messenger RNA of Gaeumannomyces tritici R3-111a-1, 2453 nucleotides long. RefSeq names its product CAMK/CAMK1 protein kinase. The coding region runs from base 683 to 1933 and encodes 416 amino acids. The transcript is spliced from 2 exons. Gene Ontology annotation, biological process: cellular response to oxidative stress; protein phosphorylation. NCBI's taxonomy places the organism in Eukaryota, Fungi, Ascomycota, Sordariomycetes, Magnaporthales, Magnaporthaceae. The record is from RefSeq and is a predicted model, not a curated record. Gene Ontology annotation, molecular function: calcium/calmodulin-dependent protein kinase activity; ATP binding; calmodulin binding.
CCCCUGAUCAGAGGAAGGUCAAGAGGAACCCCAAUUUCCAUCCGACCAAGCAUAGAUCCGUCCUGAUAUUUCCUCUCACUCUCCCGCAUCUUCCUCUCCCGCCGCAUUGGCUUUGUGCCGUCGCAGUCCUGUAUUAGCAGUACCUGGCCGCCUUUACGCGCCCAGUCCGAGCCCGGUCCGGUCGUUUUCUGUUGCCCAUCGCGCCAACAGCCACACCCGCCCGAGGCUCCUUUUUGUCUCCACCAGCCCCAGCUGGCCGUGGACAAAAACGACCCCUCCUCGCUAGCGCCCAGCUUCUCCAGCAUCGCGAAGGAGAACGGCUGCUGCCUCCACGCUCGAACGCCUGAUCGACCGCUCCUUUCAAGGACCAGGCCGGCCAGAUCGACGACUGUUGAAAAGCACGUAUUCGUCCGAUUAGCGACCUGCGCGCUCUCUUCCUGUCUCCGCACACCGCUCAAUCAGACGGCAGGAGCCGCGCCAGUGUGGUCCUUGUCGCCUGCCCCCGCCGCGGCUUUUGCUUUGCUUUCCCGCGACCGAUUUUUGGAUUCCCCUUCCUUUCCACGCGGCCUUGGCACUUCCUCUUGCCCUCUCCCAUCGACCUCGUCUCCGCGCUCGGCUCUCGAGCGGAGCUUUGCUUUCCUCCCUUGUUUGCUUUUCUCCUUCCAUCCCACAUCAUCUCACCAUGGCCACACAACCCGCAACACAGGGCACGGUGCAGCCCUGCAGAUACAAGGUCGGCAAGACGCUGGGCGCCGGGUCGUACUCGGUCGUCAAGGAGUGCGUACACAUCGACACGGGCCGCUACUAUGCCGCCAAGGUAAUCAACAAGAGGUUGAUGGCGGGGCGGGAACACAUGGUCCGCAACGAAAUCGCCGUCCUCAAGAAGGUCUCGAUGGGUCACCAGAACAUCCUCACCCUCGUCGACUACUUCGAGACCAUGAACAACCUCUACCUCGUGACCGACCUCGCCCUCGGCGGCGAGCUCUUCGACCGUAUCUGCCGCAAGGGCUCGUACUACGAAUCGGACGCUGCCGACCUGAUCCGCGCCACCCUCUCGGCCGUUGCUUACCUGCACGACCACGGCAUCGUGCACCGCGACCUGAAGCCCGAAAACCUACUCUUCCGAACCCCCGAAGAUAAUGCGGACCUGCUGAUCGCCGACUUCGGCCUGUCGCGCAUCAUGGACGAGGAGCAGUUCCACGUGCUCACCACGACGUGCGGCACUCCCGGGUACAUGGCGCCCGAGAUUUUCAAGAAGUCGGGCCACGGGAAGCCCGUCGAUGUUUGGGCCAUCGGCGUCAUCACGUACUUUCUGCUCUGCGGAUACACGCCCUUUGACCGCGAUAGUGACCUUGAGGAAAUGCAGGCCAUCCUCAAUGCCGACUACGCCUUCACCCCGGUGGACUACUGGCGGGGCGUCUCGGACCAGGCCAAGGAGUUCAUCCGCCGGUGCCUGACGGUCGACCCGGUCAAGCGCAUGUCGGCGCACGAGGCGCUCCAGCACCCCUUUGUCGCCGGAUUCCUGGCGAGCGACGACAAGGGCCAGAACCUGCUACCCACGGUCAAGAAGAACUUCAACGCCCGCCGCACCCUGCACGCCGCCAUCGACACGGUGCGCGCCAUCAACAAGCUGCGCGAGGGCGGCCUGGGCCUCCAGGGCCAGCGCCUCAUGAACGGCGGCAACGCCCGCGAGCCCGAAAGAGCCAAGGCCGCUGCCGCCGCCGCCGCCGCCGUGGUGGCUAAGAAGGCCGAGCAGCAGAAGGACUCCGGGUACGGCAGUGGUCCUGCGGGCGCAAAAGACAGCAGCGGCGACGUUGCCAUGGGAGACGCACCGCCGUCAUCCCACCCUGCUGCCCUCAGGCCUGGGGUCGAGGCCAACAAGGUGGUCGAGACGUCCAAAGGGCUCUGGACCGGCGUUGGCAGUCGGGUCUGAAGGUCGCGUGGUAGAAAUCAUGGCCGAUUUCUCCUCCAAUCUCUUACUUUCUUUUUAUUUGUUCCCUUUUCUCAAAUGUAUGCCAGACGAAGAUGGUACGGUGCACGCGGGCUUCACCAAUUAUAUUAUUGAUAUCUUUCUGUUGUUCUUUUUUUCACCAUUUGCCCGGGGGUUUUUUGGGCACACGACGGCCACGUUAUCUUGUCGGAAGAAGUUUAUAUGACGAUACCAUGGAGUACCAGAAACCUGAGAAUUGCGGAUUAUGAAGCCCAUCUUUGCAGCAACGCUUUCUGAAGAGACUGAUUCGGACGGGAUUUUCCUGCUUUUUUUGCAAUACUGACGUUGAAGCCAGACUUUUGAGGUUGUAUGAAUGUGGGAACUCUAAUGCUAGGCGUGCUAGGGUUGAUGUCAGCUUUAGGAUAGGGAGUACAUGCAACUCCAAUUUGAUUGCUAGCGAUAAACCCUUAUUUUACGAUAGCCUCCAUCACGGCGGGCUUGUUAUGUGCCACCGUGGGCCGAC